UACCUACAAGAGUUGUUGCGAAUAGUGGUUCCGUUCUAUUGACGUCUCGUGUUCCUCCCUACAUUUUGUGUUUUAUAUUUGAGCAUUCAACUAACCAACUGCAACCAUGGCGGCUACCGAUCAAAUUCGACAGAUGGUGAACUUUAUUCUCCAAGAGGCCCACGAAAAGGCCAACGAAAUUCGCGUCAAGACGGAACACGAUUUCAAUUUGGAGAAGCAAACUUUGGUGCACGAAGCCAAGUUGAACAUUCAGGACGAAUUCACCAAGAAGGAAAAGGAUCGCGAAGUGCAGCAGCGUAUCGCGCGAUCGGCCGAGAUUGGCGAAUGCCGCGUCAAAAAAAUGAAGAUUCGCGACGAUCUGUUGCAAAAGCUCGUGGCCGAUGCCGGCGCCAAGUGUGCCGUCGUAGCGCGCGGUCAGAACUACCCCCAGUUGCUCCAAAAACUCAUUGUCCAGGGACUCAUCAAGAUUGAAGAAAUGGAAGUCACCGUUUUCUGCCGCAACGAGGAUAUCGGCACGAUCGAAAAGAUCCUCGACGUAGCCGUCCAAGAAUACGUGGAGAUCAUGAAGCGGGAAUCCGGCGUCACGUUGGAGCCCAAGGUUGUCAUGAACGAGAAUCGUAACAGGGAUUUGACCACUAAUUCGUACGGAGGUAUCGUGCUGACCGCCCUUAACGGUAAGAUUGUUUGUGACAAUACCAUGGCGAGUCGACUGAAUUUGGUGUACGAAGAGCUUCUGCCCAGUAUCCGUGCAAUUCUCUUCCCGGACGUGUGAGCGGUCGCUUAGUAGGCAGCGAUUGGAUGGAGCCUCGGCCAUCGGUUUGAGAGCACGGCAUCAUGCCAGUUGUAACGAGAGUAAACAUCCGUAUUAAUCGAGUGAACUGUUUGCGAA
Molecule: messenger RNA, 889 nt
Organism: Phaeodactylum tricornutum CCAP 1055/1
Lineage: Eukaryota; Bacillariophyta; Bacillariophyceae; Surirellales; Neidiaceae
Exons: 2
Coding region: 107-772 (221 amino acids)
Biological process (GO): proton transmembrane transport
Cellular component (GO): proton-transporting two-sector ATPase complex, catalytic domain
Molecular function (GO): proton-transporting ATPase activity, rotational mechanism
Source: RefSeq, a predicted model, not a curated record